Molecule: messenger RNA, 444 nt
Organism: Mesorhabditis spiculigera
Lineage: Eukaryota; Metazoa; Nematoda; Chromadorea; Rhabditida; Rhabditidae
Source: the annotation of a GenBank genome assembly
GGAACCCCGCCCGGCUUUGACGCGCCCCCGCCGCCGGAGGCGCUGAAGAAAGCUAAGGAGGAGGAGGAGAAAAAGAAGGAGGAAGCCAAAAAGGCUGACGAAGCUGAACAACAAAACGAAGAGGCAGGAGCUGUACAACAGGAGGAGCAAGGGAAAGAGAAGGAAGCUGACGAGGCGCACGGGUCGCCGGCGCCCAUCAAGAAGGCGCCCUGCGUCCCGCCACGACGCCCAUCGACGGAAGGCCGUGAUAUUUUCCGGACCCUGCAAUUUACGAAGCUCCCCGCCCCGGCACCAUCGUCCGAAAAGCCGGAACGUCCGGCCACGCUCGACCUGGCGGUAACUCCCGGUGAAUCUGGGAAUCAGCACUGCCGGCAGCCUGUUGCCGUCCAGCCUGCACUCUUCCCUCUUGGCCAAUCGCGAAGCACCACGGUCCUCGUCGAGUUU